AUGAUACAGGGUGCCUUUGGCAGCCAGAGCCUAUACAGCCUUGGGGGAAGCAAGAAAAUCUUGCUUAGUGCCACCCAGGCUGGGGGCUCAGUGUGGGGAUGCUGGGGAUGUUUGGGUGCCUUUGGAGGGAGCCUGUGUGAGGCUGGAGGAAGGGGCAAUGGAUAUGGUGGUUUUGGAGGCAUUCCUGGUGGAUCUGGGGGCCAUGAGGGUUCAGGGGGCUUUCCCCUCAGCAUCCAGGAGGUGACCAUCAACCAGAGUCUCCUUCAGUCCCUGAACAUGGGAAUCGACCCUCUAGAUCAGGAGGGUGAAGGCCAAGAGAAGCAGCAAAUCAAGAUGUUCAAUGACAAGUUUGCUUCCUUCAUCGACAAGGUGUGGUUCCUGGAGCAGCAGAACAAGGUCCUCGAGACCAAGUGGACCCUCCUUCAGGAGCAGGGCUCCAGUUCUAAUAGCAACGACAACAACCUUGAGCCUUUUUUUGAGAACUACAUCAGUAGCCUCAAGGCCUUCCUGGAUGGGCUGCACACAGAGAAGGACAAGCUGGAGGGUGAGCUGAGGAGCAGGGAGGAGCCGGUGGAAGACUUCAAGAAGAGGUAUGAAGAGGAGACCAACAAGCGCGUGGCUGCAGAGAAUGGCUUCGUGGUCUUGAAGAAGGAUGUCGAUGUUACCUACAUGACCAAAGUGGAACUGGAGGCCAAGGUGGAGACUGUGACAGAUGAGAUCAACUUCCUGAAGACCUUCUAUGAUGUCGUGAGUGUGCUUUUCACGUACACCAGCGACACGUCUGUGGUCCUGUCCAUGGACAACAACUGCUGCCUGGACCUGGAUAGCAUCACUGCUGAGGUCCGUGCACAGUAUGAGGCUAUUGCCCAGAGGAGUAAGGCAGAGGCCGAGGUGCUCUACCAGACCAAGUUGGGGGAGCUGCAGACCAUGACCGGCAGGCAUGGAGAUGACCUGAAGAACACCAAGAGCGAGAUCUCUGAGCUCAACAGAAUGAUCCAGAAGCUGCGGGCUGAGAUCAAGAGCACCAAGAAGCAGAAUGCCAACCUGCAGACGGCCAUCGCUGAUGCAGAGCAGGGCGGGGAGCUGGCCCUCAGGGACGCCAAUGCCAAGCUCCAAGACCUCAAGGCUUCCCUGCUGCAGGCCAAGGAGGACCUGGCCAGGCUGCCCUGGGAGUACCAGGAGCUGAUGAAUGUCAAGCUGGCCCUGGACAUUGAGAUUGCCGUCUACCGGACCCUCCUGGAAGGCGAGGAAUGCAGGAUGUCUGGUGACUGCCAGAGUUCUGUUAGCAUUGAGAUGGUACACAACACCAGCAGCGGAGGCGACAGCGGCUGUGCCCAGGGAGGGGCCGCCCUGGAAGGCAGAGCUGGGGCCCACAGGGGCCUGGGCUCCGGAGGGGGCUCGGUGCUACGCGGGGGCUUCUCUAGUUCGGGGGGCCCCAGGGCCACCCGCGGGGGGGGCAGCAACAGCUCCCGCCAGGUCUCACAAAGUUCCUCCCAGAGCUGGCGGUCCCACCACAAAUUCUGA
This is a messenger RNA of Herpailurus yagouaroundi (jaguarundi), 1524 nucleotides long. RefSeq names its product keratin, type II cytoskeletal 3-like. The record is from RefSeq and is a predicted model, not a curated record. Gene Ontology annotation, cellular component: keratin filament. Lineage: Eukaryota; Metazoa; Chordata; Mammalia; Carnivora; Felidae. Gene Ontology annotation, molecular function: structural constituent of skin epidermis. Gene Ontology annotation, biological process: keratinization; intermediate filament organization.